AUGGACAAGAAAAUCAACGACCCCGAAGCAUCCACCUCGACGCAUCAUCUGGAGUCCUCCGUCUCAGUCGAGAAACAAGAGGCGGCUGAGAUCGCCCGGGAUUGGUAUCAGGAUGCCAUUAAGCCUGAUGUUAAGGCCAAGCAGAAGAACCCCCUUGCAGGCUUGUCUCGCGAGGAACUUUACCGCGACGUCGAAGAGUUUGCGCACGAGAAGAAUCUCGAAGACAUUAUGGAAGAGCUCAAACGGGGGGCACUGGUGGCUCAGGAUCCGAGAUCCUUUGAGCAAUUGAGUGAGUUGUCGGAAGGCGAAAAGGAACUCCUUCGCCGAGAAAAAACACACCGGUGGAAUCAACCGUUCAUGAUGUACUUUAUGACCAUCCUUUGCGCGGGCUCCGCAAUUGUGCAGGGAAUGGAUCAGACCGCAGUGAACGGAGCUCAAGAGUACUACUAUGAGGAGUUCAAUCUCACCAACCGAUGGAAGCAAGGCCUAUUAAAUGGAGCUCCGUAUCUUUGCUCAGCUGCUAUAGGGUGUUGGACUACCGCUCCGCUUAAUCGCUGGUUCGGUCGCCGCGGUUGUAUCUUCAUCUCCUGUUUCAUUUCAUUUGCCUCCUCCUUUUGGAUGGCCGCCGCACACACUUGGUGGAAUCUUCUGAUGGCUCGCUUCCUCUUGGGAUUUGCGGUGGGUGCCAAGUCAACAACCACACCGGUGUACGGGGCUGAAUGUGCACCUGCCAAUAUUCGUGGGGCCCUAGUCAUGAUGUGGCAGAUGUGGACAGCAUUUGGUAUUAUGCUUGGAUAUAUUGCAUCGGUCGCGUUCAUGGACGUGACGCAUUCAACUAUCCCAGGUUUCAAUUGGAGACUCAUGCUCGGGUCAACUGCUAUUCCUCCGUUUUUCGUCUGUAUACAGGUCUAUUUGUGCCCAGAAUCACCGCGAUGGUAUAUGAUGCGCAACCGGUAUCGGGACGCAUUCAAAGCGCUUUGCAAGCUGCGUCCAUCAGAGUUCCAAGCGGCAAGGGACCUCUAUUACAUUCACUCUGCCUUGAAAGUUGAAGAGAAGCUCCGUGAAGGAAAACAGCUGUGGCGAGAGAUGUUCACUGUCCCUCGCAACCGGCGUGCAGCCCAGUCAUCCUUCUUUGUCAUGUUCAUGCAGCAGUUUUGUGGGGUGAACGCCAUUAUGUACUACAGCAGUUCGAUGUUCCGCGAGGCUGGUUUUGAUCUGCGCACGGCACUUGUUGUUUCUCUCGGAUGCGGCAUCACGAACUGGAUUUUUGCUCUCCCAGCGGUUUAUACAAUUGACACAUUCGGCCGGCGUAACCUACUCCUGACAACGUUCCCUCUGAUGUGCCUGUUCCUACUUUUCACCGGCUUCUCGUUCUAUAUCCCUGACCAGACAUCCCGAACAGCCUGUGUCGCGACUGGGAUUUACCUGUACAUGAUCGUUUAUUCCCCCGGGGAGGGGCCUGUGCCAUUUACCUACUCCGCUGAAGCAUUUCCACUGUACAUCCGUGACAUCGGCAUGUCGUUUGCGACCGCCACAACAUGGGGAUUUAAUUUCAUCGUGUCCCUCACCUGGCUCCCCCUGCGUGAUGCAUUCGGCGUCCAGGGAGCGUUUGGAUGGUACGCGGCGUGGAAUUUUUUCGGGUGGAUUUUCUGCUAUUUCUGCCUGCCAGAAACCAAGGCACUCUCGCUCGAAGAGUUAGAUCAGGUAUUCUCCGUGCCAACUCGCAAGCAUAUCAACCACUAUCGGGGCAUGAUACCGUGGUAUGUCAAGAAGUACCUCCUCCGCCAGGAUGUGCCACCACAGAAACAGCUUUAUGAUUACGAGUGA
Aspergillus alliaceus is the source of this 1827-nucleotide messenger RNA. Its product is annotated as sugar porter family MFS transporter. The transcript is spliced from 6 exons. Bases 1 to 1827 code for a protein of 608 amino acids. NCBI's taxonomy places the organism in Eukaryota, Fungi, Ascomycota, Eurotiomycetes, Eurotiales, Aspergillaceae. Gene Ontology annotation, molecular function: myo-inositol:proton symporter activity. The record is from RefSeq and is a predicted model, not a curated record. Gene Ontology annotation, cellular component: membrane. Gene Ontology annotation, biological process: transmembrane transport.